This is a messenger RNA of Chaetura pelagica (chimney swift), 1260 nucleotides long. RefSeq names its product 5-hydroxytryptamine receptor 7-like. The coding region runs from base 1 to 1260 and encodes 419 amino acids. Gene Ontology annotation, biological process: chemical synaptic transmission; vasoconstriction; G protein-coupled receptor signaling pathway, coupled to cyclic nucleotide second messenger. Gene Ontology annotation, molecular function: G protein-coupled serotonin receptor activity; neurotransmitter receptor activity. The transcript has 2 exons. The record is from RefSeq and is a predicted model, not a curated record. Lineage: Eukaryota; Metazoa; Chordata; Aves; Apodiformes; Apodidae. Gene Ontology annotation, cellular component: membrane; dendrite.
AUGUUGCUCAGGGCCAGCCCCAGAAGGUUUCUGGAGCACCAUCUCCUCUUGGUGGAGGAGCCAGAGAAGCAGCACCCAGCUGGGAAACAGCUCCCGACUCCAUCCAUGCCUGAGGAACUCCCCACCCCAGCCCGGCCAGACCCACCAUCCUCCCCCAACCUCACCAACCUGACGGGCUGCGCCGAGGAGAUCCUGCCCUACGGGGACACCGAGAAGGUGGUCAUUGGAGCUGUCCUCUCCAUCAUCAUCCUCAUGACCAUCGCUGGCAACGGGCUGGUCAUCAUCUCCGUCUGCAUCGUCAAGAAGCUCCGCCAACCCUCCAACUACCUGGUGGUGUCCCUGGCUGCCGCCGACCUCUCGGUGGCCUUCGCCGUCAUGCCCUUCGUCACCAUCACGGACCUGCUGGGGGGGGAGUGGCUCUUUGGGAAGGUUUUCUGCAACGUCUUCAUUGCCAUGGAUGUCAUGUGCUGCACGGCCUCCAUCAUGACCUUGUGCAUCAUCAGCGUGGACAGGUACCUGGGGAUCACCCGGCCGCUGACCUACCCCGUGAGGCAGAACGGGAAGCUGAUGGCCAAGAUGGUCUUCAUCGUCUGGCUCCUCUCAGCCUCCAUCACCCUCCCUCCCCUCUUCGGCUGGGCCCAGAACGUCACGGUGGAACGGGUCUGCCUCAUCAGCCAGGACUUCGGCUACACCGUCUACUCCACGGGGGUGGCCUUCUACAUCCCCACGGCCGUCAUGCUGGUCAUGUACGCCCGGAUCUACCAGGCGGCCAAGGCCAGCGCCGAGAAGCACCGCUUCAUGGACCUGCCCAGGCACCCGGGAGGGGAAGGCGUCCCCUGCCUGGAGAGCUCGGGCCGCGGCUCCCGCAGGGAGUGCGCCGCGCUCUCCAAGCUGCUGCGCCAGGACCGCAAGAACAUCUCCAUCUUCAAGAGGGAGCAGAAGGCGGCCAGGACCCUCGGCGUCAUCGUAGGGGCUUUCACCUUCUGCUGGCUGCCCUUCUUCCUCAUGUCCACGGCUCGGCCCUUCAUCUGCGGCAUCCGCUGCAGCUGCAUGCCCCUGAGGCUGGAGAGGACCCUGCUCUGGCUGGGCUACACCAACUCCCUCAUCAACCCCUUGAUCUAUGCUUUCUUUAACCGGGACCUGAGGACUACAUUCUGGAACCUCCUGAGGUGCAGGUACAGGAACAUCAACAGGAGGCUCUCGGCCGCCAGCAUGCACGAGGCCCUGAAGGCCACAGAGAGGCACGAAGGCAUCCUCUAG